This is a messenger RNA of Brachypodium distachyon (stiff brome), 1582 nucleotides long. Its product is annotated as ubiquinol oxidase 1c, mitochondrial. The transcript has 4 exons. Gene Ontology annotation, molecular function: alternative oxidase activity. The record is from RefSeq and is a predicted model, not a curated record. Gene Ontology annotation, cellular component: mitochondrion. Lineage: Eukaryota; Viridiplantae; Streptophyta; Magnoliopsida; Poales; Poaceae. Gene Ontology annotation, biological process: alternative respiration. Bases 108 to 1292 code for a protein of 394 amino acids.
GCCGCGCCGGCAGCGCUGUUCACCACCACCAGUAGUUCGUUGAAGAACACCAGAGAACUGGAGCCCUCGAUCUCACAUCUCAUCAGGCCAUCUACACGCGUCGAACCAUGCCAUCGUGGCAAUGGUGGCAUGUAGUAGCUCGCCGACACGUGGUCCCGCUAGCCCCUGAGAAAUUGGCACGUCUGCAAGGUCGCGAGCGUGCGGCCACGAGUUCCCCGAGCAGAGCAACCCACCGGCGAGAAGGCUCGUCAUCUUCCGCGAUGAGCUCCCGCGUCGCUGGACCCGCCGUCCUCCUCCGGCACCUGGGCCGACGCAUCUUCAGCAGCCCAGUCUCUCCGGCGUCUCCGGUCGCUGCGCAGAGGCCCUUGCUUUCCGGCGGAGAAGGGGCCGUGUGGGCGCGGCUGCGGCUGCUGUCCACUUCAGCCGCUGAGGAGGCGGCGAAGGAGGAGGCGGCCGCGUCCAAGGAGAACUCCGCGAGCACUGCCGCCGCGAAGGCCGAAGCGGCGCAGGCCGCCAAGGACGGGGACAAGACCGUGGUGAGCAGCUACUGGGGCAUCGUGCCGGCCAAGCUGGUGAACAAGGACGGCGCCGAGUGGAAGUGGUCUUGCUUCAGGCCGUGGGAGGCUUACACGUCUGACACGACGAUCGAUCUGAAGAAGCACCACGAGCCCAAGGUGCUGCUCGACAAGAUCGCCUACUGGACCGUCAAGUCGCUGCGCGUGCCCACCGACAUCUUCUUCCAGAGGAGGUACGGUUGCCGCGCCAUGAUGCUGGAGACGGUGGCGGCGGUGCCGGGGAUGGUGGGCGGGAUGCUGCUGCACCUGCGGUCGCUGCGGCGCUUCGAGCACAGCGGCGGCUGGAUCAGGGCGCUGCUGGAGGAAGCCGAGAACGAGCGGAUGCACCUCAUGACGUUCAUGGAGGUGGCCGGCCCGAAAUGGUACGAGCGCGCGCUCGUCCUGGCCGUCCAGGGCGUCUUCUUCAACGCCUACUUCCUGGGCUACCUCCUGUCCCCCAAAUUCGCGCACCGCGUCGUCGGGUACCUGGAGGAGGAGGCCGUCCACUCCUACACCGAGUUCCUCCGCGACAUCGAGGCCGGGAAGAUCGACAACGUCCCGGCACCGCGCAUCGCCAUCGACUACUGGCGCCUCCCGCCCGACGCCACGCUCAGGGACGUCGUCGUCGUCGUCCGCGCCGACGAGGCGCACCACCGCGACGUCAACCACUUCGCUUCGGACAUCCAUUUCCAAGGGCUGGAGCUCAACAAGACGCCUGCCCCGCUCGGAUACCACUGACGACUGAAUAUCAGUGCCGAGUUGUGCUGCAGGCUGCAGCCUCGCCAGUAAGAAACACAAGUUGUUGCUAGUCUGUACUCUGUACUGUCCGGUAGGCAAGGUUUAGUUAUACCUUCACGUUUAACAGUCGAGGCUUGCUGUUCGGUUCUACUGCUGUUCAUUUUAUCCGUGGUUUUACUGCUGUUUUACACAUCCGGAUGCAGUUCGGUCUACAUGUAUGCUGAGAUAAAUGUUGCCUCUGUAAGCAAGGAGCCAUGGAAAUAUAUGUUGACGGUCUGGUUCAGAAUUCA